Messenger RNA from Yamadazyma jaroonii, 747 nucleotides. Lineage: Eukaryota; Fungi; Ascomycota; Pichiomycetes; Serinales; Debaryomycetaceae. The record is from the annotation of a GenBank genome assembly.
AUGGCUGCUUAUUUAAUUACCGGUGCUAACAGAGGAAUUGGUUUAGCUAUCCUUGAACAAUUAUCCAAAGAUGAAAAGAACUUGAUUAUCGCAAGUGUUAGAAGUCAAUCAACUGCUGAUAAACUUCAAAAACAAUAUCCUAAAGUUAAAACCAUUGUAAUCGAUAUGGCUGAUUCUUAUGCUAAAUUCGAAUCUGCUUUCAAAUUGAUUGACCAAUAUAGUCCAGCUGGUAUCGAUUACCUUUUCGCCAACGCUGGAGUUUUAGGUGAAGAUCCAUUAUACAGUUCUACUCUCUAUGAUGUUGAACAAUAUUUAGAUGUUUUGAAUAUCAAUGUUGGAGGUGUUGCUAAAACUUAUAAAGCUGCUUACCCUUACUUAUUCAAAAAAGAUAAUGGUAUUACCAAAAAAGUAAUUAUCACUUCAAGUGUCGCUGGUACUACUGGUGGGUUUGUUUUAGGUGGUAACGCUUAUGGUGCUUCUAAAGCUGCUGUUAACCAUCUUGGUAAACAAAUUGCUGAAGAAAACAAAGGUAGUGAUAAUGAAUUAGUCAAGAAUUCCAUCACAAUCUUACAACAUCCAGGUUACGUUUUACUGGACAUGGGUGCUGAUGUUGCUGCUAAAGUUGGUAGUGAAGGAUUCAUUACUACUGAAGAAAGUGCCAGUAAAAUGCUCCAUCUUGCUGAAACUUUCACUUUGGCUCAAACUGGUGGUUUCUUCGAUGAAAAUGGACAAACCAUUCUUUUUUAG